AUGUGGGAAAUGGGCUCAAUGAAGCGACGUUAUGCUGUUCCUACAAGUAUCUUGUCAGAACCUUCUGCACGAUCUAGAACUGUAGAAGAUUUGCAUGCCUGGAGUAUUUAUAGACAAAAUCUCAAUUCGGAUUUUACUGACAGUGCUUUGGGAACUUCAGAAAAGUCUCAACCUCCUUUUGGAAACUUCCACCUCCAGGAAUCAACGGUACAGAAAAUUCUCCGUCAUCCUAAAUAUGGCCGACCAGAGCAGCAAUCAGAUUUGGGUGGUACUGCUUUCUCUUACUUGCGAUUCGGUUUGCCUCGAGUAUUUCCUCCAUCACGAGUUCAUUACAAUGGCUCAAGUGGUUAUGAUUCGAGUGAUGACGGGUCACCAUUAACGGAAAGCAGACGAGCUCGCACUAAUAUGGAAUUUCGUAAUCAAGUAACCAAACAAAGUGACCACAUGGCUGAAACGUCAUUUGCACGUCCAGAUCAACAUCCUAGAGCUAGUAGCGAAGCUGACCUCUUGAGUCACGAAAUUUACAACCAUAAGGAUUAUCGUAGCUCCAAACAACGAGCUCAGCACGCCUCCCGAAACGGAUAUCAACGGGAUCCAAUGCCAGGAGUAAUUGGUCGUCAGGAAAGUCGUAAGCCUGCAGAAUCUAAAGCUGAAUCUAACCUCACUUUCAACUCAUCUGAGUCUAAAGGUCAUCGUGAUGUCCAGAAAGGAACACCCGUGGGCAAAAACAACAAUGUUCCUUUCACGCAUCCUCAUUUGCAGGUACGCGAAAUGGUUUACGAGAUCGACAAGACUUCUUUAUUCCAGAGUCUGUGUGGGAGUGCCAAGACAAAACUUAAACUUCUAGAUGGCUUGUCUUUUGAGGUCCAUGGUGGAGAGAUUCUAGCUAUUAUGUCAACUACAGAACUAGAGGGCACCACCAUACUAGAUAUCUUGGCUGAUCGUUACGACAAGUGGCGAAGUUGUCUUCUUGGGGAGAUCAUUGUCAAUGGUCUCCACAUGACACCAGCAAAGUUAAAAUCUUGUGUUGCUUAUGUUGAACAGAACUCUGACUUCAGUCCAGACCUGAGUGUCCAACAAACUCUUCUCUUCGCCUCCUUCCUAAAGAAACCUAGUGAUCCUAACAGAAACCGAGACCCCAAAGGACGGAUCAAUGCAUUACUGGAAGAUCUCGGUCUUGGAGAAGUUAAACAUACACGAGUCCGAGAUAUUACAAAAUCUGAAAAAUGUCGGCUUAAUGUGGCUUGUCAGCUUCUUCUAAAUACAGAUAUCGUGCUAUUGGAUCAACCCUUGAAAGACAUGGACAUCUUUGACACCUUCUUUCUAGUGGAAUACCUUCGCCAAUGGGCUGCAAGUGGGCGUAUUGUUGUUAUUACCCUCCACCCACCGACAUAUGAAAUAUUUUCCAUGAUUUCAAGGACUGCCUUGAUUUCCAUGGGCAAAAUGCUAUACUUUGGCAAGAGGAAAGACAUGCUACCGUACUUCGCUUACAUCAAUUUUCCUUGUCCAGCCUACAAGAAUCCGUCCGAUUACUACU
Molecule: messenger RNA, 1537 nt
Organism: Limulus polyphemus (Atlantic horseshoe crab)
Lineage: Eukaryota; Metazoa; Arthropoda; Merostomata; Xiphosura; Limulidae
Product: ATP-binding cassette sub-family G member 8-like
Exons: 5
Cellular component (GO): plasma membrane
Molecular function (GO): ATP hydrolysis activity; ATP binding
Source: RefSeq, a predicted model, not a curated record